AUGGCGGGACCUGUCGACAUCACGCCACCAUCGGCACCUGGCUUAACAAGAUCAGGAAGUACCGGGAUGAGAUCAACACCGUUAACCUUCCUGAACGCCUUCUUUCUCAAAAGCUUCAUUCCUCAGAAGGAGUGGAAGACGAUCCACUUCCACGGCCACGACCUAGCUUCACUCCAGCGGCUGGUAGACCCCGCCAGCCUGCCGCCACGCUAUGGCGGGACCUGUCGACAUCACGUCACCAUCAGCACCUGGCUUAACAAGAUCAGGAAGUACCGGGAUGAGGCGUUCGACCGUGAGAUGAAGGAAUUCGGAUGGGUGAUCAAGGAAUAAUGAAGAUGAUCGAGACCACCAUCCUGAACACUUUUUUCCUCAAGCGCUUGAUUCCUCAGAAGGCCUGGAAGUUGAUCCACUUACUUGGACUGUACCUUUCAAUGAAAUUAUUGUUGUCUUACUUCUAACUUAAAACACAGCUGUGAGAUUUUACAUUACGUGUGGUGGUACUAAUACGAUCUCAUGUUAUUUAGUAGAUACAUAAGUAAGUACAUUGUUGGGGAUUAAAAUACAUAUCCUGUGUCAAUGUGACACUUCGCCGUUCAUUGCCUGUUCAACAAAGAUAAUAUACACCGUGUUUUUAUUGAAUUCCGUUAACUUCGGCACAUAGGUCCAUUAUAGGAAACAGAAUGGCAUAGUUAGUUUUCUUAAAUUCGUAUUUUUUUCUUAAAAAAACCAUACACCUGCGAGAGAUGUUACUUUAAUUGCUGAUUGAGAGACGGGCUUCACAAUUAACUCACACUAAGUGGCAAAACUAUGACAUGUCAAUCGCAUAAUCGAACACACAAAGCCCGUUUCUUAACAGCAAUUGAUGUAACAUCUAUCGCAGGUGUACGGUGUUUUUCAGAAAAAAGUUACGAAUUUAAAAAAUCUGACUAUGUAUUCUGUUUCCUGUAAUAGACCUAA
Molecule: messenger RNA, 957 nt
Organism: Leguminivora glycinivorella
Lineage: Eukaryota; Metazoa; Arthropoda; Insecta; Lepidoptera; Tortricidae
Exons: 2
Coding region: 1-330 (109 amino acids)
Source: RefSeq, a predicted model, not a curated record